GCCUUUCCCCCAACCCGAACAUUAAAAAUAGGAGAGAAGGAGCAUCGAAAUCGCUCUCUUCAUCUCCGCCCUCGACCCAACCUGUCUCUCUCUCUCUCUCUCUCUCUCUCUCUCCAACAACUCUCAUGUCUUUCAAGCCUGCUUAGGAAACACAUCAAGAUCCUUAGAAGAGCAUUUUGUCCUUGGCUUUCAGGAGAUCUCUCCCUGAUCUAUCCCAAGAUGAAGGAGAAAGUGGAGAGCUGCCACUCACACCCUUGAGUAGGGCAAGGAUGUGCUCAAGGAGAGCUGUUUACAAGGUUUCUUUUGAAAAUGGCAAGAGGUACCAGGGCCUGCCGUAGGUUUGCUUUCCGUCAGCACAGGUCAACACCAUACCCAUUACCAUCUCGGAGUCAAGAGUGUCCAGAGAAAGAAGCAAGCAAGAAGAAAUCACCCAAAGCUGUGGAGAACAAAGAUUGGGAAGAUGCAAUGUGUUCGGUGUGCAUGGAAUUCCCUCACAAUGCCGUCCUCCUUCUCUGUUCUUCUUAUGACAAGGGCUGCCGUCCAUACAUGUGUGACACCAGUUUUCGCCAUUCCAAUUGUCUCAAUCAGUUCAAGAAGGCAUACACAAAAGACAUGUCACCCCGCCACGGGCAAGGCCCAGUUCAAGACAGCCUGUGGAAUGGAUCUGCAGACCACCACCCAACCUUCAGCUCAAAUGAGAAGCAGGGAGUAAUGGAGCUCGCAUGCCCCUUGUGCCGAGGGCAGGUUAAAGGGUGGACGGUGGUUGAAGCUGCACGUGAGUAUCUCAAUGCCAAGAAGAGAAGCUGCAUGCAGGAUGACUGCUCAUUUGUUGGGACAUACAAGGAGCUCAGGAAGCAUAUGAGGGUGGAGCACCCAUCCGCACAGCCACGGGAGGUGGACCCCAUGCUCGAACAGAAGUGGAAAAGGCUUGAAAGGGAGCGGGAGCGGGAGGACGUGAUCAGCACAAUACGGUCGUCGAUGCCUGGGGCAAUGGUCUUGGGGGAUUAUGUGAUUGAGAGUGGGCAUCAUCGUCAUGGGUUUGAUACAGAUGAUGAGGAUGAGGAAAUUGAUGAGGAUGGGAAUUAUGGAGCAGGCAUCGAAGAACCCAAUUGGCUUAACGUCCUCUUUCUCUUACAAGCAUUUGGGCAGUCUGGGAAUGUGAAUCUCACUUCCCGUCUGAGGAGGCUUCAUCAGAGAGGUUUCCGCAUGUCGGAGGGCAGUAGCAGUGGCAACGCUCCUCCCUUUGCUGCUGCCAGGACAGCUGUUUCUAUCUCAUCCGACGGAGAAGAUGAUUCUUCAACUAUCCGAGGGAGAGGAGUGAGUGUGGGGAGGUCGGAGAGGAGGCGGCGGCGGCAGCGUAGAGGCCAGCGAGAUCGGUGAUGGAUGCAGGGGCCUAAAGAAAAGGUGGGGCCGUAUUGCAGGGAGGUUGGUCCUUUAUAAAUUGCAUUGACUACUGUCUUUUAUAUAAUAUCCAUGAAUAUGGCCCCAUUUUUUAUUGUUGAUUCAGAAGUGGAGAUGUGACGAAUGGUGAAUAUAGUUCCCUUUUUAAUUUUAAUUUUUUUUCCUUUUCUUUUUUCCCUUGAAGAAUCUCAUGGAUGCUGAAGGAUUCGGUGAUCGGGUGGUGAUCAUAUUCAUUGGGUAUGCCUUGUGCUCAUGCAAACAUUGGAUCUCAGUUCUUAGUGUUUGAAAUAUUUGUCAUUUUAAUUGUGGAUUAUUGAAUGAUUCUGUUUCUUCUUA
Magnolia sinica is the source of this 1737-nucleotide messenger RNA. RefSeq lists its product as uncharacterized. The transcript has 4 exons. Bases 310 to 1380 code for a protein of 356 amino acids. The record is from RefSeq and is a predicted model, not a curated record. NCBI's taxonomy places the organism in Eukaryota, Viridiplantae, Streptophyta, Magnoliopsida, Magnoliales, Magnoliaceae.